AUGAGCAUUUAUCCAUUUGAUGAUAAUACUUACAACCAAUUCGGUGAUAUUUGGAGGUACUGGAAUUACGCUGGGGCUUCGACGAAUGAAUUGGGAUUUGUGGCUUGCCGAUUAUAUGGGAUUUGUUUUAAUGCGGCUGCAGUUGAACGUCUUUGGAGUUGCAUGAGCUUUUUACAAACAGAUCGAAGGAAUCAGUUAAUGUUAUCAUCACCAGGUUUUCUAGAAGAAAAUGCUAAAGAUCAAAUGGAUAUUAAUAGUGAAGAAAAUCAAGAAAUCCAAGAAAAUGAAGAAAAUGAAGAAUCUGGCGAAAUUGAAGCAGAACCUGAAGAAAUCAUAGAUCUUAUCUUGGAUGAAGACUUUGAUGAUGAUGAGUCGCCAGAUUCGAGUUCUUUGGAAGCAGAUUUUGGCCAAUUUUUGGAUGUGUGA
Ambispora gerdemannii is the source of this 426-nucleotide messenger RNA. The record is from the annotation of a GenBank genome assembly. Lineage: Eukaryota; Fungi; Glomeromycota; Glomeromycetes; Archaeosporales; Ambisporaceae.